UGCGGGGCCGGGCGGGCGCGGCGCGGAGGAAGUGCCGUCUUGGCCACCGCCUCCUGAGCCGCGCCGCGGGGCAGCCAGAGCCGCGCAGGUCGCGAUGUCGUCCCGGCGGGGGCGCGACGACGAGCGGGCCGGGGCCGCGAGGCGGACGCGGGAGCCGGUGGAGGAGGAGGAGCUGCAGCGGCGCCGGGAGCAGAGGCGGCGGCGGCACGACGCGCAGCAGCUGCAGCAGCUCAAGCACCUGGAGUCCUUUUAUGAAAAACCUCCUCCUGGGCUUAUCAAGGAAGAUGAGACGAAGCCGGAAGACUGUAUACCGGAUGUGCCAGGCAAUGAACAUGCCAGGGAAUUUCUGGCUCACGCGCCAACCAGAGGACUUUGGAUGCCACUGGGGAAAGAAGUCAAAGUUAUGCAGUGUUGGCGUUGUAAACGGUAUGGUCACCGAACAGGCGACAAAGAAUGCCCUUUUUUUAUCAAAGGCAACCAAAAGUUAGAACAGUUCAGAGUAGCACAUGAAGAUCCCAUGUAUGACAUCAUACGAGAGAAUAAAAGACAUGAAAAGGAUAUAAGGAUACAACAGUUAAAACAAUUACUGGAGGAUUCCACCUCAGAUGACGAUGGGAGCAGCUCCAGUUCCUCAGAAUGUAAGGAGAAACACAAGAAAAAGAAGAAGAAAGAAAAGCAUAAGAAAAGGAAGAAAGAAAAGAAAAAGAAGAAAAAGCGAAAGCAUAAGUCUUCCAAGUCAAACGCGAGUUCAGACUCGGACUGACAGGAACUUGGCUUUGCAGCGUUCUCGUCUCAGAGCUCAAACACGGGCCAAAGCACGGAGGGACAUGGGGUCAGGGAGGACGCGGAGAGCGACACCAAGGAGGCGGCCACCCGGUGGCACACGUGACUCUCACCUACCUCCCAGUGAGCACGUGACCCCAGAGUGAGUUGUAUGGUCCCAGGUGCUAGCGGCUGAUUUCAGGCAGGAAAGCUCUUUUCAGCGUCCUCCUCCCUGCUGAUCACUGUGGUUUCUGAUUCCUUAGCCAUGUCAGGGUUGCCGGACUAGGGGAGUGUGAGGACGCCCCUCCAGGUGCUGUCACCCUCCAGAGGGAGGCUACUUCACCCCCGUAGACUUCAGGCUUGACAUUUCUCUGCUGUGGAGGAUAAUAAAAAGUUAUUAUUUAUUUUUUAAA
Hipposideros armiger (great roundleaf bat) is the source of this 1175-nucleotide messenger RNA. Its product is annotated as retinitis pigmentosa 9 protein. The record is from RefSeq and is a predicted model, not a curated record. NCBI's taxonomy places the organism in Eukaryota, Metazoa, Chordata, Mammalia, Chiroptera, Hipposideridae. Bases 95 to 763 code for a protein of 222 amino acids. The transcript has 6 exons. Gene Ontology annotation, biological process: RNA splicing.